This is a messenger RNA of Folsomia candida, 3826 nucleotides long. RefSeq lists its product as uncharacterized. The record is from RefSeq and is a predicted model, not a curated record. The transcript is spliced from 9 exons. The coding region runs from base 2708 to 3772 and encodes 354 amino acids. NCBI's taxonomy places the organism in Eukaryota, Metazoa, Arthropoda, Collembola, Entomobryomorpha, Isotomidae.
CUUUUGAUGGACUAGAUACGAAGUAUAAGCUUGACAAAUACUUGACUGAAAACGACUUGAUAAUAAACUCCAAACCAAUUGUACUCGACUCUGACCUGGCUUUUCGUCGCACGCCGGAGAGACAAUUUUAUCGCCCUGUGACAAUGCAGUACAUUUCAAUUACGGAGUCACUUCUCCAACUUUUACGAAAACCUGGUUUCUUUGAGAUUCUUGAAUUAAACAAGUCGUAUAAUGGAGAUGUGUUUACUACGUUCCGCGAUGGAUUGCUUUUUAGCCAAAUGAAUUUCCCCAAAAACACAAUAUUUAUAAAUAUUUACUUUGACGAGGCUGAGGUAGCAAAUCCUUUAGGGUCGAAGGCUGGCAAGCAUAAGCUGAGUAACUUCUACUAUUCGAUUCUUGAUCUCCCAAAAUUUAUGUUGUCAUCGUUAGAUAAUAUUCUUCUGUUAGCAUCAGUGAAAAGCUCUGACAUGAAAAUUUCUUCAUCAAAUUCAGUUGUGCGAGUAAUAGUUGAGGAAUUAAUUUCGCUGUGGAAUGUGGGAAUUGAUUUUGACCUUAACGGGGUAAAGACGAAUGUGAAAGUUGCACUCGCUCAAUUAUCUGGGGAUAAUUUAGGCCUUCACUCCAUUUUAGGGUUUACAGAAGGUUUCACUGCCAAUUUUCCAUGUCGACGUUGUAGAUUACAUAGGCAAGAAUGCCAGAAAUCUUUUAUUUUAAAUGACGCUAAUUUACGUACGGUAGAAAACUACACUGCUGACCUUAGGUCUAAUAACUUUUCAGCAACAGGAAUUAAUUUUGAAUCAGUACUCAAUCGGCUUCCAUAUCACCAUGUUACGAAGAUGGUAGUGUUCGAUAUCAUGCAUGAUACAUUUGAGGGAGUUGGUAUGGAUUUAGUUAUUCUUUUACUUCAGCACUUAAUAAGUCAAAAAUUCAUGACCUUAGACAAAUUAAAUCACAGGAUUGAAUCCUUCGAUUAUGGUAGACAUUUCUGCAAUACCAAGCCUUCAAUUUUUAAACAAAGUUACCUUAAAGGUGAUUCCAAAUCUGGCCAGAAUGCUUCCCAAUCACUAUGUUUGAUAACGGUUUUACCUCUGCUAAUUGGUGACUUGGUCCCAGUCGGGAAUAUUCAGUGGAAUUUGUUUCUCACGUUUAGGGAAAUUUUAGAUAUUCUAAUGGCUCCAAGUAUCUCUAAGGGUGGUUUGACAUAUGUAGACUCAUUGAUUUCGGAAUUUUGUAUGUCAUAUCAAGGAAUAUUUAAGAAAUUGCUCAAGCCAAAGCAUCACCAUUUAUUGCAUUAUGCAAGUUCAAUUGAAUUGAUUGGACCACUUCAUUAUUUUUGGAGCAUGGCAUAUGAAGCAAAACAUAAAUUCUUUAAAACAAAUGCGCAUAUGACUUGUAAUUUUAGAAAUAUUGCCAAAUCAGUCUGUUAUCGUCAUCAACUGUCCCGAAGUUUUCGUCUGUUGUCUAAAAAUGAGUUCUACCCUAAUGAUUUUCAUUGUGAUAUUUACGACACAGUUCAAGUAUCGUCUUUGGAAUUCGAGAAUUUAAUUAGGGACAGAUUUAACAUGGAAAUGGUAAAAAUUUCUAACAAGGCAACUUUAAACGGGUUGGAGUAUCGGAUUGGUAGUUUUGUGUACUUGGGCUGCAGAGAAGAGGAACAGUUGUUUGGUCGAAUUGAAUUAAUUAUUUUGGAAGAUGGAGACUGUAGUGUAAUAAUUUCCGAAAUGAGUGGAGAGUAUGAUAACCAUUUUUGUAGUUAUGUUCUAAAUGAUAAAAAAUCUGUCCGAAUUAUUGAUAUAAAUGAUUUUGCCUUCUUCCUGCCCUUGUAUGCAAUGCAGUCGUUCAAAUUAAAUGAUUUAUCUAGUUAUAUGAUCCUUCCAAUUAAAUUAAUUUAGUCAUUAAUUUCCUAUGUACGAUGUUUAUUGGAUUAAUUUCUGAAUGAUUUUGGAAUUUAUGGGUGUAUUUAAAUUAAACAAUAAAGUAAGUGCGAAAAACUAAUUUUGUAUUUAAUUUUUCAGACGUUUCACGUCAAUGUUCCUGAGACUGAAAAUUUCUCAUGUUCAUUUCUACAAGACGAAACUCAUUCUGAAGCUGGGAUUUCAAUUGAUACCAAUGACAUUUUAGACGAGAAAGAAGCACGUGAAAGGGGGCUGUGCUUGUCGCCGUCAAUACUAAAAUGUAGUUCAAAAAGCUCCAACUCGCAUUCAAAUCAGGAGGAAAUUAAAAAUAAGGAGUUGCCACCCGCUCCAGUCUUGGACUCACAAAAUUGUCAAGAGCUUUUAGUGCCGUCAAAUCUUGUACCAAUUAAAACCCGUUUUCCAGUAAGGUCACAAAUUGAUAACCAGGUAUUUGCUUCUCCGGGAGCAGCAGUAGCAAAUUCGAACAGUAAUGUUUCAAGCCAGGCGGGGACCGCUCCAAAUCUAAAACAAAUUCCCCGUCAAUCUUCGUCACGUAGGAAUAUCUAUGGAUUUGAUAUAAACGAGGUCCUUCAGAAAUCUACUUCUUUACAAAAAAUCGUCGCCACCAAGAUUCCAGAGAAUUUAAUGAUCAUUAAAGCAGAUAGGCAACUUAUUGCAGCUGUUCUUAUCGAUGCUGUCAUUUUGCACCAUGGAACCCGACCUAGCAAGGAAGCUUUGGAGCAGUUGGCCAAGGAUUUGGUGAAUUAUACCCGACGUUUGGGGAUCGGAGAAAAUUACAAAACGGAUAUGAGAUGUGGUUUUUUAGCUCUCCAUAUUGUGGCGCUACUGGGUUUUUGGAGGAGAGAUUAAAAAAUCAAAGAAAGGAAAUUAACUCCAAAAGGACAGUAUUGGAGUACAAACUAGACGAAGCAGUUUUACAAUCUUGGGAUUCUGAAAAUGAGAAUGAUGACCAAGAGCCUGAGGAAGACAUACUAACUUACAUGCAGCACAAUUUUGGAAAUGAAAUAAAAAAUCACAUGAAAGACACGGUGUUUUCGAGGCGAACGUACAUUCGUCGACUCCAUCAAACGGGGCAAUUUCAUUUAGAGUCUAUUAUGAACAUUAUGCCUCGUCUCUUUGACACUGAAGGAAUGAUUGUCCAGGACUUUAAUGUUCGCCAUCCAAAGCUGUCUCUUGUCUUGUAUAACAAGUGGCCUCGAGUUUCAAAAUUGCUGUUAGAUUACGCCGAUCAAAGCGACAUUAACUAUAUGAAGAAGCUAGAUGUCCUCAAAGGAGUUAGCGAUUUGGAUGAUGAUGACAAAAUGACACUCGCCUACUGCCUUUUGCCAUACGUUCUACCAUCAUGUGGAAGAAAAGCGACGCCAGCAUCCGGAAAUACUAUGUCGACUGAGCAGCAAAGUCUUUCUGAAUCGCCGCAGGCAAAUAUCUGUGGAACACGAAAAAGAAAAAUCCCCGCAGCCUCUAAGUCUCCAAAGCACUUUAAAUCAAUUAAAGCUUCUGAUUUAGACUGCCUCAAAAGUCUCAUCAUUUUUAAAUCGGUAAAUACGCAUGUGGCGGAUGUCUUAGACGAAAAUCGCAAUAAAGCUCCAUUCAUACUCGCAUUGGGAAUUCCAGCGCUAUUGAAAUUUGAUGCCUUUUAUGUCAUCAUCGAUAAAGUGGCAAUCCCGUGCGGUUCAAGAUUCCUAGUCGCCCUCGACACCUGUUUCAAAACUUUUACAGUGCUUGGAUUACCCUUUCCUCUCGAGUCGUAUGAUCACUGGACAUUCAUUUCCCAUGGAGUAGCCGGAAACGGAAGUCACUCACCAAUUCCGCCGGUUGUUCAAGCUCUGAUCGGACAAAUCAUGUGCCGUAUUUAGGUUACAUUAGUACAAAAAUAUUAAACAUAAGUUGUGAUCAUUUGGUUGUUAUUA